AUGGGUCAGCAAUGGAGCAAUAUCUUCCCACCUCCACCGACGCUGACGGAAAAGAAUCUCCCGGAUCAAAGUGGUAAAGUCUUUAUCGUGACGGGUGCUUCGGGUGGAAUAGGGAAGCAACUCGCCGCGAUCCUCUAUCAACACAAUGCAAAAGUGUACAUUGCUGCGCGAUCUCAAGCGAAGGCACAGGACGCAAUUGCAGAGAUUCAGCACGCAAAUCCGAACUCCACCGGGGGAUUAGUAUACCUCCACUUGGAUCUAGGAGACCUGUCUUCAAUUCGCAUUUCCGUCGAUGAAUUUCUCCGGAAGGAGUCACGCCUUGAUGUCUUGUGGAACAACGCUGGGGUAAUGGUUCCGCCCGCUGGUUCGAAGACUGUUCAAGGGUAUGAGCUGCAGCUUGGGACGAAUAAUUUAGGGCACUUCCUUUUCACGCACCUCCUCUAUCCGAUUCUGAAGCGAACGGCCGACUCAUCGGCGCCGGGUUCUGUCCGAGUUGUAUGGGUAUCUUCUAGCGUCGCCGAAAUGGCUCCAACGCCGGCCAUAGUCUUCUCAAAUAUGGACUACCAGCGAGAAGAAGGCGCAUGGAGGAAAUAUGCGAGAAGUAAAGCUGGGAGUGUGCUGCACGCCAGCGAGUUCGCUCGGAGGGCGAAAGGGGACGGGAUCAUCAGUCUAAGCCUGAACCCUGGAAAUUUUGUCACAAAUUUGCAGCAAUCGAUGCCACGAUGGCAAGUUGCCUUGUUUAAGCUGAUCGCCCAUGAUCCGAAGUAUGGCGCGUAUACAGAACUUUUUGCUGGACUUCAGCCAGAUAUUACGCAAGACAAAUCCGGAAGCUGGGUUGCUCCGUUCGGCCGGUUUGUGCCAAUUCGCGAAGAUCUGCUAGAUCCCUCUCUUGGGAAAAAAUACUGGGAUUGGACAGAGGAACAAGUAAGGAAAUACGUGUGA
Messenger RNA from Aspergillus udagawae, 942 nucleotides. RefSeq lists its product as uncharacterized. The record is from RefSeq and is a predicted model, not a curated record. NCBI's taxonomy places the organism in Eukaryota, Fungi, Ascomycota, Eurotiomycetes, Eurotiales, Aspergillaceae. The transcript is spliced from 5 exons. The coding region runs from base 1 to 942 and encodes 313 amino acids.